AGCCGUAUAAUCAGAUUGCAGACAGCUGAUCAAAUGAUAGGAAAGUUUUCGGACACAUUUAUAUGCUUUGACAUGCGCGAGAAAUAUUUGCAGUAUUCUUAACUUUGGUGAUAUACUUCAACAGAAGUGAAAAAAAACGUAUAACAGCAUUAAGAAAGAUCUUAAGGAAAUUAAGAACUAUGCGAUUGCUGAAAAAAAUAUAAUUCAAUCAAAUCAAUUAAAUCAAAUACAAUUUAUUUUGAUUAAAUUAAGCAGUAUUUUUUGAACGACUUUUAAGAGAACUUACAAGAAAGUGUGACAGAUUCUGACAGGACUUCGCGUUUAUUUCGUUCUGCUUCCGGAAAGGAACAUUAAUAAAAUGAGUUUUGUGACAUUGAUAUUUACGACAUUGGUUGCCAUGGCGACGAUUUCAAAUGUGAAAGGUCACGGGAUGCUGUGGGACCCCCCGCAACGGUCGUCCGCGUGGAGAUUCGGAUACGACGUUCCGAAAAACUACAAUGAUAAUGAACAGUUUUGUGGCGGUGCCGGGGUUCAGUGGAAUCAGAACGGGGGUCGUUGUGGAGUGUGCGGUGACAAUUACGCCGAUGCCGUAAAAGAAAACGAAGAUCUCAACGGAAAAUAUGUGACCGGAACGAUAACCGGAAGUUACGUCAAAAGUGCCAAUAUUGAGGUUACCGUAAGGCUUACAGCCAAUCACAAAGGGUGGUGGGAGUUUAGGCUUUGCCCUUUACCAAAUUCACGCACGAAAGUGACGCAAGAGUGUCUCGAUCAAUACCUUCUCACGACCGAUAACGGGAACACCCGAUACGACCUCGUAGCCAAUCAGAUCAUCGACAGCAGAGAAUUCAAGGUCGGGCUGAAAUUACCCGAUAACGUCACGUGUGAAAAUUGUGUCCUGCAGUGGAAAUACAAUUCAGGGAAUAGUUGGAGCUGCAAUAGCACUACUUGCUGCCUUGGGUGCGGACCGGGCCAGGAAAAUUUCUGGAACUGCGCGGACAUUAGAAUCGUGGACUCUGGAAGCAGUGGACAAACAACAACACCAACAGAAGCAACAACGGCGGUAUCAACAACAGAAACAGCAGUAACAACAGCACACGUAACAACCCCAUCUCCUCCAGCCAUAUCCACAACACCUUCUUCAAUGACAACUACAACGCCAGCAGUAAUUACAACCACUCUUCAAACUACUACUGCCACUACCGCAUCAAAACCUACAUCAUUACCGUCUUCAACAACAACAUCUUCACCGUCGUCAUCGUCAUCAUCCUCAACAACAACAGUGUCCUCAUCAACCACAGAUUCCAAAAUAACUUGUAACGCGAUUGGUGCUUGGUUCGGCAAUAGUGCAAUGGAUGCUUGGUGCGCAACCAACUGCGCCGCCGGAAACUGCCCGUCCACUUACUGCGCAUGUACCGGCGUCAAGUCCGUUUGCGCAUGCGAACCAGUUGCGCCUUUUAAUGUUCCCGGUAUGAAAGAGUGGUGUUGUAAGAAUUGCGCAUUAGGCAAUUGUCCGCCCACCAAUUGUUCAUGUUAACAUUCUCAAUUAACUGCUAUAAAUUUAUUUUCUGCGAUAAAUUUUGUGAAGAAAAAAUUUGUAAGAAUUGCGCAUUAGGCAAUUGUCCGCCCACCAAUUGUUCAUAUUAACAUUCUCAAUUAACUGUUAUAAAUUUAUUUUCUGCGAUAAAUUUUGUGAAGAAAAAAAAUGAAAAUGAAGUUAUUUUUUUUUACUGAAAUGUCGAAAUUGUAAAAGAAAUGUGUACAUGUAUUGCUUACUUGUACAGAUGAUGAAAGAUUUGUCUUAGAAUGACAGAAAACAAUUGUACAGUUAAUUAAAUACGUCACUGUUAAUAUAAAUGUUGGCAUAUAAUGUAACCAAUGUUCAUUAUUGUUAAUCAAUAAUAGAGGACAUAAAUAAGCAGUUUGUUCGUUUUUAUAUUUGAGUUUAACGACAACUCAACACAUACCGGUCAUCUUUUCAUCUCGUGUCGUUUGUAAAUGAUGAUGUUGGAAUCAAUAAAGCAAUAUAGACUA
Molecule: messenger RNA, 2031 nt
Organism: Dreissena polymorpha
Lineage: Eukaryota; Metazoa; Mollusca; Bivalvia; Myida; Dreissenidae
Product: integumentary mucin C.1-like
Exons: 4
Coding region: 359-1534 (391 amino acids)
Source: RefSeq, a predicted model, not a curated record